Messenger RNA from Trypanosoma grayi, 1401 nucleotides. Its product is annotated as putative GTPase activating protein. NCBI's taxonomy places the organism in Eukaryota, Euglenozoa, Kinetoplastea, Trypanosomatida, Trypanosomatidae. The transcript has a single exon. Gene Ontology annotation, molecular function: GTPase activator activity. The record is from RefSeq and is a predicted model, not a curated record. Bases 1 to 1401 code for a protein of 466 amino acids. Gene Ontology annotation, biological process: activation of GTPase activity.
AUGUUACAGCGUGUCAAGGAGGGCCUGAUGCGCCGUAUUGCCGCAACGACGAUGCCGCCGCAGCAGCGGGAAUGCGACUCGUCAAGGCGCAAAAUGCCUAUUCAGGGGCUGCGGGCCCCCGCAGGCGCGUGCGCUGGGUGCGCAAGCACGAGUGAUGCGGUGACAAAGAAGUCGAGGGCGACGCUGGAAGAGGGUUCACCAUACGACGAGGCGGAUCUUCGCGAAGUGCUGGCGAAAGAUCCUGUGCCCCUUGAGGAGGUAUGUAGCCUGAGCCGCCAUGGUUGCCCGGCUGCGUUUCGCUGCGAGGUGUGGGGCUAUCUCACCAGCAUCCUGCAACCGCUGCUUUCAAACCGUGCCGCCGUGCUCGCACGCAAACGCAAUGAGUACGUAGGUUAUGUGCAGAGCAGCUACGAGGCGGUGGACUGGAGCGCCGCGUUGAAGACAGUGGAGGAAGAAGGCUCGGCUGCUUCUGCCGUUGCAGCGUCUGCAGUGCGCGCCAACGCAUCUGUGGUGCAAAGAGCAGGGGGACACGAUGAUAUUUCGGCCAUGGCCUCGAGCGGUCAUCACCUGAGGCAGGUGGGUGUGCGACUUGGCGUUGCAGGCGACUCAGAACUGCUUAUGCUGAAACAGAUACGUAAGGACGUUCCUCGCAUGUCUGCCGGUGUGGCAUAUCUUCAUCAUAGUCGUGUCAUGCUAUCCAUCGAGCGAAUCCUAUACAUAUGGGCGCUGCGUCACCCAGCGUGUGGUUACGUGCAAGGGAUGAACGAUCUCAUCACCCCCUUCAUCAGUGUCGUGCUGGCGAACCGGUUCUGCACCAGCAAGACAGUGGCGGAGUUGCACUCGCUGGGGGAAACGGAGCUGGAUGUGCUGCUCUCCACCGAGGCCGUCACGGAGGAGGCGUGGAUGUACACAGUCGAGGCCGAUACGUACUGGAUGGCCUCCUACCUGCUGAGCGCGGUGCAGGAGAACUACACGUACAAUCAAAAGGGCCUCUACAGCAUGGUGGAGAAGUUAGAGGCGGUGGUGCGUGCUGCGGACGUAAAGCUUUACAAGCACCUGCGCGAGGAGCUACAGGUAGACUUCAAGCAAUUUGCUUUCCGCUGGAUGAACUGUCUGCUGCUGCGGGAACUCAACGCGACACAGUCGCUGCGUUUGUGGGACUACUACCUUGCGGAUGUGGAGAAGGACUGGAGCACCACGCACGUGUACGUGUGUGCGGCGCUACUGAUGCGGUGGUCGCCCGCACUCCGCAGUGAGUGGGACUACGGCGUUGUGAUGAAGUUCCUGCAGAAUCUGCCGACGGAAGAACUAGGUGACCGCGACCUCAGCGCCCUCAUAUCGCAGGGUGUCAUGAUGCAGAAGCUGUACAACAACACGCUGAAUCAUCUCACGCCGUAUUGA